Vitis riparia (riverbank grape) is the source of this 1682-nucleotide messenger RNA. Its product is annotated as putative ribosomal large subunit pseudouridine synthase SVR1, chloroplastic. Gene Ontology annotation, cellular component: chloroplast. The transcript has 10 exons. The coding region runs from base 44 to 1225 and encodes 393 amino acids. Lineage: Eukaryota; Viridiplantae; Streptophyta; Magnoliopsida; Vitales; Vitaceae. Gene Ontology annotation, biological process: plastid translation; maturation of SSU-rRNA from tetracistronic rRNA transcript (SSU-rRNA, LSU-rRNA, 4.5S-rRNA, 5S-rRNA); maturation of LSU-rRNA from tetracistronic rRNA transcript (SSU-rRNA, LSU-rRNA, 4.5S-rRNA, 5S-rRNA). Gene Ontology annotation, molecular function: RNA binding; pseudouridine synthase activity. The record is from RefSeq and is a predicted model, not a curated record.
CUCAUCGUCCCCGAAAAAAUCGUGAAGCAGGCGACACCCGCCAAUGGCGGCAGCAGGAGCUACAGCGGCGGCAGCAGUAGCAGCUGCCUCGGCAGCGUUCUCCUCAUUCCACCUCUCCAGGCCUUCCCUCGCUCGCAGACACUUCCGCACUAUACCGGUACGCUCCUCAAUUUCACCUCCUUCCACCACCAGCGCCGAAUUCAACAUCUCCUUCGCCCCCAAAUCGAAAAACCCUAAACCUCAAUCUGAAACCCUCCUCAUUCCAUGGAUCGUCCGCGAUGAGAACGGCAAUCUCAGGCUUCAGUCCACGCCCCCGGAGCGAUAUCUUCAAGACAUGGCCAAAGCGAAGGCUCUUUCUGCCAAGAAGAAGAAGAAGAAGGAAGAGAGCACCGCCAGAGCCGUCGCGGUGGAGCCCAAGUAUUCCAAGGCCGCGCGGAGGUUUUACAAUGAGAAUUUUAGGGAUCCGCCGCAGCGCCUCAGUAAGGUUCUCGCUGCUGCUGGAGUGGCAUCGAGAAGGAGCAGUGAAGAGCUUAUUUUUGAAGGCCGAGUAACUGUUAAUGGUUCUGUGUGUAACACACCUCAGACUCGAGUUGAUCCAGCCAGGGAUAUGAUUUAUGUUAAUGGAAACCGCCUUCCGAAGAAGCUCCCUCCUAAGGUGUAUCUUGCCCUGAAUAAGCCAAAAGGGUACAUUUGCUCAUCCGGAGAGAAAGAGUCCAAAUCUGUUUUGUGCCUAUUUGAUGAUUAUUUGAAGAGUUGGAACAAACAAAAUCCUGGAGUACCAAAACCAAGAAUCUUUACAGUGGGUCGCCUUGAUGUUGCCACAACUGGGUUGAUUAUUUUGACCAAUGAUGGGGAUUUUGCUCAAAAGCUUUCGCAUCCAUCGUCCAACCUAUCAAAGGAAUACAUUGCAACAAUUGAUGGUGUGGUCAAUAAGCGGCACUUGAUAGCUAUCAGUGAGGGAACUGUUAUUGAAGGUGUUCAUUGCACUCCAGAUUCUGUGGAGCUACUACCACCACAGCCAAAUAUAUUGAAACCUAGACUUCGUGUUGUGGUUCAUGAAGGGAGAAAUCAUGAAGUUCGGGAACUUGUGAAAAGUGCUGGACUUCAGAUUCAUUCACUAAAACGUAUACGCAUAGGUGGUUUCAGACUUCCAUCGGAUCUUGGGCAUGGGAAGCAUGUUGAGCUAAAACAAGGUGAUCUAAAGGCUUUGGGUUGGAAGAGUUAGAAAAAGUUGCUGCAUGAGGGCUGGAGGUGCUUGUUCCUCAUACUCAAGUUCAAUUGAAUAAAACCCCGUUUAGGUGUAAUCAAGAAUUUCGCUAAUGUCUUGCACAUGGGAGCCAUUCGGUGGUGGGGUUCACUCUAACUUUCUUGGACCAUAUUCAUAAUGGCAUCAUGUUUACUAUGGGUUUUGAAGCUAAUAUAACAGACUGAGCUAUGUACAUGAUCUAUUCCAGUUGGAAGACCUCAUACAACACGUGUGGUAAAAUCUUGUGUUUAAACAGGGAAAUUGCUGGGUUGUGACUCUUGUAAGGCAUCACUUUGUAGAUAAUGCAAAUGAACUAAAACCUUAUGGAUUGUCAUGUUUUAGAAGCUCCUUGAUGGAGAUCAGAAGUAGCAACAUUUUAUUUUCCUAAUGUUGUAAUUAUUAACUGACAGAACUCUUUUUUUUUUUUUUCUAAUUA